CUCCCCCUUGUUUCCGGGGCUCCACUCUGCGUUGUCUGACGUUUUCGGUCUGCCCUGAGACAGACUGGAGAGAAUGGCUGCCAGUGCAGAGGUAGGGAAGCUGUUACAAGUUCAAAAUGGGACACCUCCAAGCACCAACUACAAUGGAGUAGACGCCGUUCACGCCUGCAACAUACUUCAGCAGCUCAAGGCCUUGUACGAUGAAGCGCAGCUAACAGACAUUGUCGUAGAGGUGGACCAUGGCAAGACGUUCUCGUGCCACCGGAAUGUCCUUGCUGCCAUCAGCCCCUAUUUUAGGUCCAUGUUCACCAGUGGCCUUACAGAGAGCAGCCAGCGGGAGGUCAGGAUUGUUGGGGUGGAAUCAGAAUCUAUGCACCUCGUCUUAGACUAUGCCUAUACGUCCAGGGUCACGCUGUCUGAGUCCAAUGUCCAAGCCCUCUUCACCGCAGCCAGCAUUUUUCAGAUUCCCGCCCUCCAGGACCAAUGUGCCCAGUUUAUGAUCAGCAGGCUGGACCCCCAGAACUGUAUAGGGGUCUUUAUGUUCGCAGAUGCCUAUGGGCAUCAGGAGCUGAAGGAGCGCUCACAAGACUACAUUCGUAAAAAGUUCCUCUGUGUAUCACGAGAGCAAGAGUUCCUUCAAAUGACGAAGGAACAGAUGGUCAGCAUUUUGAACAAUGAUGACCUCAACGUGGAGAAAGAAGAGCAUGUUUAUGAGAGCAUAGUCCGCUGGCUGGAGCACGAUCUACCUGGCCGUGAGGCCCACCUUGCCGAGGUGUUUUCCCAGUGCAUUCGUCUGCCUUUGCUUGAUGACACCUUCCUCAGUCGGAUACCUGCACCGUUUGCUUGUGCCCUGUCCCUGUCUAAGGACCCGGUUGAGGCCAAAGCCCGCCUCACUGGCACCAAUGGUUGCCCCCAGCGUCUGGGAAUGACUGCUUCAGAGAUGGUUAUCUGCUUCGAUGCCGCUCAUAAACACUCAGGGAAGAAGCAGACGGUGCCUUGCCUGGACACAGCCACGGGGAGGGUGUUCAAACUGUGCAAACCGCCCAAUGAUCUCCGAGAGGUUGGUAUCCUGGUGUCCUCAGAAAAUGACAUCUACAUCGCGGGGGGCUACCGGCCAAGCAAUAGUGAGGUGUCCAUAGACCAUCGGGCAGAGAGUGACUUCUGGCAGUAUGAACACGCAGGAAACCGAUGGCUACCACAUGCACCUUUAUUGAGAGCGAGGAUUGGCUGUCGACUGGUGCACUGCUGUGGGAAACUUUAUGCACUAGGUGGCAGAGUGUACGAAGGGGAUGGUCGAAACGCAUUAAAGUCAGUUGAGUGCUAUGAUGCCAGGGACAACUGCUGGACGGCAGUGUGUCCCAUGCCCAUGGCCAUGGAGUUUCACAGUGCUGUGGAGUACAGAGAUCGAAUCUAUGUCCUCCAAGGUGAAUAUUUCUUCUGCUUUGACCCUCGCAAGGACUAUUGGAGCCAUCUUUCCCCGAUGAGCGUCCCUCGAAGCCAGGGUCUUGCUGCCCUCUACAAGAACUGCAUUUACUACAUUGCGGGCAUCUGCAAGAAUCACCAGCGUACCUUCACUGUGGAGGUCUACGACAUUGAAAAGAACAGCUGGAGCCGUAAGAGAGAUCUGCCUUUUGACCAUGCCACGAGCCCAUACAUCAAGGCCAUGCUGCUGCAAGGCACACUACACCUGUUUGUACGGGCCACACAGGUCAUGGUGGAGGAGCAUGUGUUUCGCACCAGCCGCAAGAACUCCCUUUACCAGUAUGACGACGAGGCGGACUUAUGGACCAAAGUCUAUGAGACACCCGAUCGCCUCUGGGAUUUGGGCCGCCAUUUUGAAUGUGUGGUGGCCAAACUCUACCCACAGUGUCUACAGAGGGUGCUCUGAGGGAGCGCGGCUGGUUCUGUGAACCCAAUCUGAGAGGCAGAGGGAAUGGUGUGGUCCUGCCUGCCUUUGUGCCUGGUCUUACCUCGGGUUUGCACCACAAAGACCUUUUUUUUUGAUAAGUCAUAAGCCGAUCAAGACAGGGGUGCUUUUAAAGAUUGCAGUAUUUUUUUUCCAGACGGCACCGACUCCACACACUGAUGCUUGCCCUAGAAAACCGUACAAUGAAUCAUAAGUGCAAUUAUACAACUUUGCUUGCUUGUUUUUUGAGCCAUGCUGUUCUAAUUUGUUUUAGAGACAAAGGUAAGGAUCCUAAAAAGCAGGUUACAAGGAUGUGCUCUCUGGAGAUAUGGAUGCUACAUCUUAGCAUAAAGUAAAGAUCUAUAUAUACUUCUAUAAAUAGAAAUACUUAUACAAACUAUAUAUUCAUACGGGUAAGAUGAGUACCGUAGCUCAUUAUUAGUUUGCUGGCUGUGAGGUUUGUGCCCGUGCAAGUCAAAUAUGAAGCGCCUUUUAUAGGUGGCUUUUAUUUUGGACUGUCGUUCUUUCCAAUAGUGUCCCUGACGCUUGUAAAAUAUAAUGUCCAACGCUCUUCCGCCACAAGCGCCACUGUGUCCGAUACACUAUUUGUGGCUUCUGAGCUACUUUCACGUUGGCUUUUGAGAGUCCAGUUGCAUGGGUGGCUCACCCCACCCCACCCCACCCCACCUUUGAGUUGGCGUCCAUUUUAUGUCACAUGCGAAGACAAGUUUCACGUGUAAUGUUCAAAUACUCCCUCUCCACAUUGGAGAAAUGACAAUAGUGAAGUUUGUGUCAAUACUAAGUGUGAAGUUCCGACCAACUACCAGGCUUACCUCAGAGACUUCAAAGAUGUUCCAUUGGGAGGAGAACAAUAACAAGGACAUUUCAGGCCAUUUCGUGUUGGUGAAGCAACCGUGUGAACAGCUCAAUGGAGCAUUGGGCUCUGUGUAGGUUGCUUAGCGCGACGCUAACCAGUUCAAUCCACUUAAAUGCCAAAAAUGCAUUUGAGGUCUUGUAAUAGCUGAUCUGGAUGUUGAAAAGAAUUUUGUAGUAGCAAUAAUUCUUGGAGCUGUGAUUAGGCUAUGUGUCUUUAUAUGACUUUAGUGAAAGUGUGUUGAUUGUUUAGUGUGCUUGUGUCUGGUAGUGAAAUCACUUUAGCUCCAUUGGUGCAUGGGUGCAGGCUAAUUUAGGGCAGGUCGCUCAAGAUGCCAAUGUGCCUGUGGCUGCAAGAAGGGGCAUCUGACUCAAAGUGUUCCUCUUGAUGAACAAUAUCUGAAAAGUCUUAACUCGGCAUUGCACUGAAUCCCUCUCCACGUCACCAGUCCCGGACUGCCGUUGCAGUCGCUCUUCUGCAGCACCCUUCUGAGAAGUCCAGAAAUCCGUUUUUUCAUGCCACCAUUCAGAGGACUAACAGCUGGUGCCGGUGCUCCUUUCCUUUGUUUUGUGACAAUCUGGACAGAAGUACUACCAUGGCUACGUGGUGUUUUCUUGUCCGUCUGACAUUUUCAGUAGCGUCAGUUUCUUCACCCAAGUCCCCGUGUCAUCUUUGCACUACACGUCCCUUUCUAGCUCAAGAGUGGCCCCCAUUCUGAAAGAGGUUCAGUCCUAACACUCAUCCAAGAGAAUGACAUGAGAAGAAGUAGCCAUUUAUGGAAGAUUGGAGAAUUAAUACGAGCUUUCACUCAGAUUCAUAGUUCAUGUUUAGGCUUCAUCCAUACGUCUGCAGUUGGUGAAGCUGUAACAGAGAGCUCUCAGGAUUUCUACUGAAACACAGUACUGUAUUUUUAAUUGUUUUUGUUAUGUGUAAUAUACUGUACUAUAGGUUUGCUGUACUUGCACAGUUUUUAAACUUCACUUUCUUUUAUAACUUGAAUAAUAGGUGUUUUUGUGUUUGUCUGUAGUACCCUGUCCCUUUGUUCCGUUAUUUUCUGUUUAGUUAAGGUAGAUUAAUCCUGCUCUGCGAAGAUUACAUGUACGAGUGAUACAUUUGAAUGGUUUUCCCACUCUCGGACAGCGCUAGCUCACCAGAUAUAAGCAUUACACAUCAGCAGAGUACAUGCGAAACACCAGUCAGAACUACAGUAAAACAAGCUAGGGAAGUGUUGCCGUGGUCUUCGUGGCCCCAGGUUGCCAUGCAAAGCUCAUUUUUAUCAACUGUAUGCGUUUGGGUGCUAUUUCACUAUGUUCCUCCUGCUUUCCUUUCCUCCGCGUGGAGGGUUUGUCUCUUUGGGUAAUGGUUUCUAGUGGUGGUUGAGCUCAACUGUGAAAUUCACCUUGCACAU
Messenger RNA from Doryrhamphus excisus (bluestripe pipefish), 4188 nucleotides. RefSeq names its product kelch repeat and BTB (POZ) domain containing 8 (gene kbtbd8). Gene Ontology annotation, molecular function: protein binding. Lineage: Eukaryota; Metazoa; Chordata; Actinopteri; Syngnathiformes; Syngnathidae. The record is from RefSeq and is a predicted model, not a curated record.